This is a messenger RNA of Zychaea mexicana, 1077 nucleotides long. RefSeq lists its product as uncharacterized. Bases 80 to 808 code for a protein of 242 amino acids. The record is from RefSeq and is a predicted model, not a curated record. The transcript is spliced from 3 exons. Lineage: Eukaryota; Fungi; Mucoromycota; Mucoromycetes; Mucorales; Lichtheimiaceae.
CUUGAAACUUUCGUUGUGAUUUACGAUUCUCUUUUUUUUUUUUCGCUCCACCAUAUAUAAUACUUCUUAAAUCACAAUAAUGGCGGAUCCUAUCGUGCCUCACAGCGCUCCAAUCUCGGCUUACAUGAGUGUUCAUUCAGCCACGAAUCUGGCCUAUGUACGCUAUUUUGCUAAAGUGGAGAAUGCUGUAUCAGCAACGUUUAAAAACAUCAACGCACAAGGCUUUACCGUGUCUUACACGCUACCGGAUGACAAAGAAGUACACGACGCAUUUAUCGAGUUUGAUACGCCCCUUACAAAGCGCGAGGAGAUUCGCCCUGUACUAGAGAACAUGGCCUCAGAGGCAGAAUCCGCAUUAGGAUUGCCGAGCUCAUUGACCGGUCCACCACCGCUUAAAGCUAUCGCAAAGGCAUUUUAUGCACAAGCGACCGACAUGUACACACCAUCAGAACCAGCCGUACCGCUCGAUGCAUUUUACGCUGCCGAUACACAUUUUCAGUUAUUGAUCGCAUUUGGCAUGGGCACUUUGGGCUUAUUGACGUUUUCUACCGAUGAAUACCUUCUCCGACAGUUCCAUCCGGCAGUAUUGGAUUUCAAGAACUUGUUUGGCGACCGUGUCUUGCAUAUGAUGUGGAACGGUGCAGUGACCGCUCAUCUGGUGGAAGGAUUAUUGGCAUUUGGUAUCUGCGUACGUCGUGGAUGGUAUAGUCCUUUAAAUAUCUGCAAGUGGACGGUUUCAACUACUCUUUUCGGUUUUGCCUCCUUGAGCAAGUUGCUUAAACAUGCAAAACGUGUAAAGUCGGAAUGAAUAAGUAAAUUUGUAACGUCCAAAACUCUCAAAAGUCUAGUGAUUUAAUUCAAUGAACGCUUGUGUAUAUCUGUCAUUCUCAAAUUUAUGCACGAUGCGAAUAAGGGUCGAGAGCAAGUUCUCUCUAUUCUUUUUUUCAUGGUGUAUUUUGUACUCGCUUAUUGGUUGUGUAAGGAGGAUAACUUAAUAAAUACAUAUAAGAGCAGUACCUUAUAAGCUUAAAUAGUGCAAGUUAGUGGAAGUUCAAGCCGAGAAUAGCUUUAUGGGCU